Alternaria triticimaculans is the source of this 720-nucleotide messenger RNA. RefSeq lists its product as uncharacterized. The coding region runs from base 1 to 720 and encodes 239 amino acids. The transcript has 2 exons. The record is from RefSeq and is a predicted model, not a curated record. Lineage: Eukaryota; Fungi; Ascomycota; Dothideomycetes; Pleosporales; Pleosporaceae.
AUGGCGCCACCCGAGAUCAAGAAGAUGGCUCUGAAGACCACCGCACCCGUCAAGACCAGCCGCGUCGUGAAGACCAAGAGGAUGUACCGUAUCAAAAUCAAGAUCGGCAAGCAAGCGGCCAGGACUCUCCAAAAUCGCGACUCGCCACUCCUGCGUCUGCCAGCGGAGAUUCGCAAUCAAAUAUACGGCUACGUUAUCGGGGGUCAUGAGGCCUGUCCGACCUGGGAUAGCGGAGCCUGUAUUGACGUCGAAAUCCGAGCUUCACGAUACAACACAAGCGGUGGCACACGGAAAUGCUGGGCUGAACUGUUCAACCUCACUUAUGUGUGCAAGCAGCUCAACAUGGAGACGAAGAGCCUUCCAUAUGAACUCACCGUAUUCCAGGCAGACAUAGGUGCCGCCUUUGAGAGGUUCAUGUGUCAGCUCAAGGAGGAGAAGAAGCAACUAAUGACCACCGUUUCCUUCGGCUUCAAGCACUUUCACAGCGCUAGCGACUGGACCGACGCGCAGUCCCUUACCCCGGCUGAGCUGUUCCGCUGCACCUCGUUGAACACCGUUAUCUCUCGCGUCACCCUCGGUCAAGCUCAGAAGUUCACAGUGAAGCUAUUCGCUCGACACAUGGGAGCGCGUAUCAUUCCCGAGAACGAACAUCUCGGAUACAUCGAAGACCAGGAUCUGUGUGAAGAAGAACAAGACGUCUUUGCAGAAGAUGGAGAGUAA